This is a messenger RNA of Cyprinodon tularosa, 2797 nucleotides long. RefSeq names its product thyrotropin-releasing hormone receptor b (gene trhrb). Lineage: Eukaryota; Metazoa; Chordata; Actinopteri; Cyprinodontiformes; Cyprinodontidae. The coding region runs from base 300 to 1559 and encodes 419 amino acids. The transcript has 2 exons. Gene Ontology annotation, cellular component: membrane. Gene Ontology annotation, molecular function: thyrotropin-releasing hormone receptor activity. Gene Ontology annotation, biological process: phospholipase C-activating G protein-coupled receptor signaling pathway. The record is from RefSeq and is a predicted model, not a curated record.
ACGGAACGGCACAAAACCCGAAGCGCCAUCUGUCCGACAGACACUCUGUUCUGCCAGCAACGAGGAGACGCUUCGAUUUUUACGCGCAGCCGAAUCUCCGCGAACCUGACCCGCUUCAGCUUCGCUCUGCCUCUCCAGGAGGGAUCCAUCCGCAUCUGUUAGGCUCCUGAUUUUCACUCAGACUGAAGAAAGUUUUCUGUUUCUGCUGCUGCGUAAAGCGGGUAGUUGGCAGCGCUCUUCUGUCGCGCGUAAAGCGAGUCUUAUCUCUAUUUGGAGAAAAAUUAAAACCUCCUGAUUUGAUGGAGAAGAUGGAAAACUCAUCAUCAUCAUCAUCAUCAUCAUCCCUCCAGGAUCUGAACCAGACUCAGGUCCAGAAUGACGGGAUCUGGACGGACAACAGCAUCCAGUACAAAGUGCUGAGCAGCCUGCUGCUUCUCCUGAUCUGCGCGCUGGGCAUCGUUGGUAACAUCAUGGUGAUCUUGGUGGUGAGCAUCACCAAACACAUGAGGACACCGACCAACUGCUACCUGGUGAGCCUGGCUGUAGCGGACCUGAUGGUGCUGACCGCGGCCGGACUGCCCGCAAUCCCGGAGAGCAUCUUCGCCUCCUGGGUGUUCGGCAGGUCCGGCUGCCUGGUCAUCACCUACCUGCAGUACCUGGGGAUCAACGCGUCCUCCUGCUCCAUCACCGCCUUCACCAUCGAGCGCUACAUCGCCAUCUGCCACCCGAUCAAAGCGCAGUUCCUCUGCACCCUCUCCAGAGCCAAGAAGAUCAUCCUGCUGGUCUGGGCUUUCACCUCCAUCUACUGCGUCAUGUGGUUCUACCUGUCAGACACCGAGGAGAAGGUGUUCGCAAACGUCACCGUCGUCCUCUGCGGCUACAGGGUCCCCAGGAAAUUCUACCUGCCCAUCUACUUCUUUGACUUCGGCGUGUUCUUCGUGCUGCCGCUGCUGCUGUCCGCGGUGCUGUACGGGCUCAUCGCCAGGAUCCUGUUCCUCAACCCGCUUCCCUCAGACCCCAAAGACAAGAAGAAGAAAGGAGCGACCAGCAGCAACAACAACCAGGCUGCCAACAAGAGCAACAGCUGCAAAAACUCCCGACACUCCAGCUCCACCGCGACGUCGCGCAGACAGGUGACCAAGAUGCUGGCGGUGGUGGUGAUCCUCUUCGCCGUGCUCUGGAUGCCGUACCGCACCCUGGUGGUGGUCAACUCCUUCCUGGACGAGCCGUACCUGGACAACUGGUUCAUCCUGUUCUGCAAGAUCUGCAUCUACCUGAACAGCGCCAUCAACCCGGUCAUCUACAACGCCAUGUCUCAGAAGUUUCGCGCCGCUUUCCGAAAGAUCUGCCGCUGCAGGGGGAAGGGCUCGGACAAGCCGGCGGCCUACAGCGUGGCGCUCACCUACAGCGUGGUGAAGGACACCUCGCUGGUGGAGAGCACGGAUCACUACACCACAGAGCUGGAGGAGCUCACCGUCACGGACGAGCUGCUCUCAGAUCAGAAGGCCAUGUUCUCCGACACAUGUGGAUGCGGAAAAGUGAAUUUCAGUCACGAUUGAGGUUGGUCUGAGGCCAGCGAGGCGACUCGGUGAGUCUCCUGGGAAUUAAAGACCUACAGAGUGUUGUUUAAUGGACUCCCUUAAGUGGGAUCAUUGUUUCCUGAGUGCCUGGUGACCUUUUUAAAGCCGGGCUGCUGCAGGUAGAGAUGUAAACACAGAUCACAGCCGGCGAAGCGUAAUGAGAGCUUUUGAGGCUUAAAGCCAAACACGCUGUUAGCUGAGAACGAUGCCAGAUGUCGUAAAGCUUCAAAGCAGCCGACAGAUAAGCGCUUUCCCUCCGCAGCUGUUAUCAUCGUAUCUGAGACCUGCCCACGUAAGGUGUUUGAGUCAACAUGGCUGUGAGCGAAACACCUUCCCCACUGCAAACAUGUCACAGCUCCAGCCUUUAUGAUUCCUGGAACUGUUGGGGAAAUCACGCUCGCACCUUCAAAUGGGAUCAAAAUGUCACGGAGAAGCAAAAGCACAAAUCCAGCCAGGUGAGCUCGCUGAGGCCACGCCUUCUGUUUUCUGCUGCAGGAAAGCAAACGGCGGUCAUCAGACGAGAUGUUUGACAGAAAAACAAAACAACCCACCUGCUAGCACCUCCCUGACUCCUGGCGCUUUCAUGGCGGCCGUCUUAUUAGAGCAGGAGAGGAGCAGGAACCUCCUCUGAACUGCUGUGAAGGACGUGAACAUCGAUGCAAGCCGAAUUCUGGGGGUUCUAACUUCCUCUCGCUUCGAUUUCUUUCAGCAAAACUUUCCACAUCUGUUGUCUUUGUGACUUUUAAUGUAAUUUCCUGCAUUAUUUCACCUCCAAUGACCAGGAGAACAGAAAUAGCUAAAAAUGAACCCGCUGUAACAGAGUUGAUUAGCUUCAGUGCCGCAGGAGAGUCUGUUUCUACCAUGAACUCCUGAAAAAAAUUUUUUUUCCCUUCUUGAAGAUUCAGGUUAGAAUCAAUUUUCAGGAUCUUCUCUAUGUUUAACCUUCUGCUUGAUAAACAACCAUUGACAGAUAUUUCCUGGCUACAUGUGGGGGAAGUAGGGAAAUGAUGUCACCAUGAUGUCAUCUCAUCAACCUUUGAAUGAGACAAAUUUAAUCCCAAAAACACAGUUUAUAUCUGGACAAAGAUGUCAGAAAACGGGGCGAGAAUCAGCAGCAGAUCAUCAGAACUGUUUCCUAAUUCAGUUUAUUUCUAUAGCUCCAAUUCACAUCAUGUCAUCUCAGGUCACUUUAUAGAUCCAGAUCAACCAGAUCAUCC